This is a messenger RNA of Staurois parvus, 334 nucleotides long. NCBI's taxonomy places the organism in Eukaryota, Metazoa, Chordata, Amphibia, Anura, Ranidae. The record is from the annotation of a GenBank genome assembly.
CCAGUGGGUGAGAGGGAACCCAGAGUAAAGAUCCCAUAUGUCUCCUUCUUGCAUAGUCUCUGGAAUUUUCUUCCACCAUCUGAAUCUCCUGUGAUGGAUUCAAUCCCAAAGACUUUCAUGCCUGAUGGAUCACCACCGUGUGCCUCCCGAAAGUGCGUGGUACGGAAUAUUUGUAUUUGCCUUUGUUGCUCUCCUUGUGAUUAAUGAUGUUACAUUUGUGUUCGCCAAACCUGACCCUCAAGGGACGCAUGGUUCUGCCAACAUAUAGGAGGCCACAGGGGCAGAUGAGCCCAUAGAUCACAAAGGGAGUGCCAGAGUUGAUAAACUGCUUAAU